Messenger RNA from Engraulis encrasicolus (European anchovy), 2998 nucleotides. RefSeq names its product lipoyl(octanoyl) transferase 2 (gene lipt2). Bases 869 to 1543 code for a protein of 224 amino acids. The transcript has 4 exons. Gene Ontology annotation, biological process: protein lipoylation. Gene Ontology annotation, molecular function: lipoyl(octanoyl) transferase activity. NCBI's taxonomy places the organism in Eukaryota, Metazoa, Chordata, Actinopteri, Clupeiformes, Engraulidae. Gene Ontology annotation, cellular component: mitochondrion. The record is from RefSeq and is a predicted model, not a curated record.
CUUUGACCCCUAGAUCAGUUUUGUUUACAGAGCCACCAUGCCAGCAAAACCAAAUGUCCAUCAAGCUUUUAGAUCUAAGAUGGUAUUUUAAAUCGUUUAGAUCCACCUCCACUACGAGAAAAAUGAAUGGGCAUUUCCUAGACUAGAUCUCACUUGUCAGGCAAUAACCAGGCUAGACAGUCUGCAACCACCUGAUUGUGGGGGUUGCAAAAUAAUUUGCAUUUCAGUAUCUGGCUUCCUGGCUAGGUAGGGUGACAUCUGGUGGUACCUUCGACCAUCUAAAAAAAUGUCAUUUCCUGACAGCUGUGUGCCCCACUACUUAUUGAAAUCGGCGUGCUUUUGAACGUAUCGUUUUUAAAAAAUAAAAAAAAGUGCAAUGAAUAUAAAUUGAGGGUUUUUUUUCUGGUUCUAUGACAGCAUCCCGAUGCUUGGAUGGAUAAUGAAUACGUGUCAUUCUCAGCCAUGAUGCAUUUCUCAGAUAAAAAUGACCAGUGCGUGAUAUUGCUCUCAUGACCCCACAUUCAAAUACAAAAGGCACGGUCUGUCAAAAUUUGGCUUGCACAAUGAAUCUAGAGCUCUAUGCUCCCUGCUGAAGCUCUCUGGCCAUUCAGGUGCAAGCCAAUUGACACUUAACAGAGUCGACGUGUAGAACUAGUGUCAUCUCAGAACACAGCCUACUAACAAAGGAAUCAGCGUAGCAUUAACAGCCUUUUAUACUGGAGCUUGGUAAACGCUGGCGGUUAAGCAAGGUGAAGAUUGCGAACGGAAACUCGGCGGGCAUGCAGAAGCGUCUGCAGACACCUUUGUAGUCUGUACAGCUCCAGGGGAAUGCGACCGAGGCUGCCUCUGUGCCAUCUAGUCAGAAAGAAUGACGCUGGGAAAGACUGCAGUUCGGGUGGUAAACCUGGGGCGCAUUGCCUAUGGACAGGCACUUCAAGUGCAACAAAAGCACGUGCGUCAGCAUCUGGACAAAUCAUCAGAGGUUCCAAACACCUUACUGUUAUGUGAGCACCAUCCAGUGUACACAAUUGGCAUCAGACAAGCACCAUAUCCAGCAAAAGAGGAAGAAAGACUAAAAGGCCUUGGUGCUGAAUUUUUCCGCACAAACCGAGGCGGCCUCAUUACAUUUCAUGGGCCUGGACAGCUGGUGUGCUACCCAAUCCUUAAUUUGGGCUGCUUCAAGAAGAGUGUGAGAUGGUAUGUGUGUGAACUGGAAAAGACAGUCAUUGGACUCUGCAAUAAAUUUGGAAUAAAAGCCGCAACAUCCCCAGACACAGGCGUCUGGGUAGGGAACAACAAAAUAUGUGCAAUAGGCAUUCACUGUGGACGUUACAUAACCUCUCACGGCAUCGCUCUGAAUUGCAACACGGAGAUGAGCUGGUUCGACAACAUUGUGCCCUGCGGCAUUGUGGGUAAAGGGGUGACAUCUCUCAGCCUGGAGCUGGGCAAAGGGGUCACCACCGCAGACGCCACUCAACGCUUACUGGAGAGCUUUGAGGAGAGGUUCAACUGCCAUGUACUUCCCAUUGAAGAUGCCAUAUAGGUGUGUACUGUAUAGGAGAGAAGAAAAAAGACUACCUCAACCACAUUUCUAAUCCCAAACAUUGUAUUAAUGUAUAAAUAAUUAAAUGUUUAUAAGGUUUUCUUAAUUGAUAUUAUAAUGUUUUGGGCUUGGUGACUUUUAAUCCCAGUUCAAUGCCAUGAAUGUGCAGGGUUUCUAAUUUCACUUUCACAGAUGUUUAUACUGUAUGGCACAUAACGCACUGUGAAGGUACGGUAGAAACAAAAGCUUUUGCAGUUCUUCCUACAGCAUAGCUUUGUGGUUGAUGGAUUGCAGACUGCGCUGAAUCAGAAUUGUGCUCUGCAUGCUCCCCUGGGCAAUAAUACAUUUUAUCCUGAGACGAUUGGCCUCUGUGUCGACCACAGAAAUCUGUUUUAAAAGCACUAAAACGUGCUGCGCUUGUUUAUAAAAAAAAGUGACAUCACCCGAUUGCACGCACUGAACCGUAAGAAUACUAGUAUUCUUUUAGUUAAGUUGUUGCUCCUAAUCCAGGAUCUGCAAAAGGAGGCUAAUACCAAUACCCUCUUUACAAAUGUCAAUCUCACACUAGGGACACAGGCAAGCGCAUUUUGCAAAGCUGAGCGAAAUUCACGUCUUGUUCUUAUGGCGCAAGAAAAGUGGGGUGAAGACAGGCGAACAGAGGUAAAGCAAAAGUGUUAUGCGAAUUUCACCUGCAGCGGCCAAUCAAAUCAACAACUUAAAUGUUUUGAUGCACUACUAUGACCUGCUUGACGUUGACUGUCAAACUGGAACACUGAAUUUCGCCUCCAUGGUGUAGAAGGCCAACCUGUCUCACUGUCCUGUUAAAAGGUGCUCGGACAUUUCAGUCAAUUUUGGGACUUAGAGUUCUUGAUUGUCCAUUAACCAUACUUAACUGUCCAUUAAACUUGGUAGUGGGAUAAAAGACACACAAUAACAAAAUCAAAUCACAGAUAACUACAGUAAAGUAAAUGUGGAAUAAAAUAAAUAAAUAAAUAUAUUUUUUAAAUCAUCUUAACAUUAUCACUCAUUUAUUGAACAUUUCUAUAGAACAGUUGUUUUACUACCCUUAUGCAGGUCAGUUAAAACAUAUACACUCUAUGGUUAUAUCAUGUCCUUGACAGAAUGGAAUUCACAGUGAUUGCAGUGAAUGGGGUUGGGAUUGUUUUAGUCAUCAUACUUGUGAUUAAGGAAACAAAAAAUACAAGUGUUUCUGGUUUUUGGAAGAUGACAUACAAUUGUGUGCUUGAAGUUUGGUUUUAAUUUCCCAGGCGAAGAAAAGUGCCAUGUGAUUUCCUAUUAUAUUCAUGGCCUUCUGUUGUUCAUGAAGGUCUGAUAUUUGAUCUACAAUACUCUGUAUUACUUCACUACAGAAAUGUGAAUGAGGUACCGCCAAUAUGUGAUGUAUGUAAAUCAAUAUUUGACGUUUUUCAGAUGAAUGAAAUGCCUUUCCAACAA